Messenger RNA from Dryobates pubescens (Downy woodpecker), 3289 nucleotides. It is a transcript of the gene COMMD6, whose product is annotated as COMM domain containing 6. Lineage: Eukaryota; Metazoa; Chordata; Aves; Piciformes; Picidae. Gene Ontology annotation, molecular function: NF-kappaB binding. The record is from RefSeq and is a predicted model, not a curated record. Bases 1 to 672 code for a protein of 223 amino acids. The transcript is spliced from 6 exons.
AUGCAGGAAGACCUAGGAAUUCUUCCGAAUGAAAUUAGAUGGAUCACUGUAGGACUUAAACGAUUUGCUUCUGAUCACUACUGCUUGUGUUUUUCAGAUGUUGGUGAUGCAGCAGAUAAAAUUAAUUUAAUACCUCAAGACUUUUUCGCAGAACUGUGUGAACAAAUAAUUCAGCAUCUGAACCAUAAGAUCCCAGGUGUAAAUACCGCUGAACUGUGUCAGAGAAUUCAAACAUCUGGGAUUGAGCUUAAUGUUGGUGACCUGUCGAAAAUAGCUAACAUUGUUUCCUUUCUAUUUAGCACGGCAGCCAGAAACCAUCUCUCUACAGAAGAACUCAUCACCACCUUGGGCAAUGCAGUCAGCGCGCUGCCUAAACAUGCUGUUCAAGUUAUCCGUCAUGUAUGGAACGAGCAGGGCAAAUCCAUUAGUGAAUCAGAAGAUGCAAGAAACAUGGCCACAGUGGGGCAGUUUGUAGAUCUUAAAUGGAAACUGGGAGUUGCAAUGAGCUCUGAUGCCUGUAGGUCUCUGAAGUAUCCUUACGUUAUGGUGACGCUAACAGUGGCAGAUCCUUCAGGACAAAUAACAGAUAAAUCUUUUGAGAUGACCAUCCCACAGUUCAAGAACUUCUUCAGACAGUUCAAGGAAAUGGCAGCCGUUCUUGAAACAGUGUGAAAAGAACUUCUAUUUACACUGAAAUUAAGGACAGACUUAAAGCAAGUAAAUUUUUCGUUCUGCAUACUGUUGUACAGCAAGGUAUGUAUCCUUGGUCUUUCCAAUGGGCAUUUGUCAGCAUCGUCCUUGCACUGCUGUGAAGAUGUCUUCACUUUUGAAUACUUGAAGCCAACUCUGCAGUGCUUAUGCAAACAUGUUCAGCGUGUUUUCAUCCUGGUAGACAGAAGAUCAGGAUGUGUGUGGAGAAGCUGUGCUGUAGACUUUCUAAUGUCCAAGAGUAAGAAACUACUCAUUUAACUCUGGAGUGGGGAAAGAUACCUGAAAAUGUUGGCUGAGAAGAUACUGAGAGAAGUGUAAAUCCUACAUUGACACUUCUGUCUGUAAAAUCAAGAUGCAGGUAGACUCGACAAUAGUAUUAAUUAUAAGGAGUAUAUGAAAUUACAUGUAACAAGUAUACAGCAUUCUUAAAGAGUAGCAAUGUCAAGUAGUUAGUUGCAGGUGUCUGCAGACCUGGCUUCCACUCUUCUUUUAAUAACCGGAGAAUAUACUUCUCCUAAAUUUCUCACCACUUAGGAUUAUAAAAACGGAGGUAAUGCAUUAAACUCUCCAAAAUUUAUUCUCUGAGAUGAAGCCCAGAGUCUUAAUUUUAAAUAGAAGUAGAAAGAUUAAUUUAAUCAAAAACAUUUCUAUAUAUUUUUGCCUUUGCACUUAAUCCAACUCUAAUCUGCUGUACUCUGAUGUUUUGAUCAGCAGUCUGUUAUCUAAUUAAAUUAGAAUAUCAAUAUAGUUACCUCAGUCUAAGAUGUGAUCUAGAAAAAUCAAGAGGAAUCUUGAAAAUUCAGGCUGGCACAUCAUAGAAAGUAACCCACUAGAAGCUGGGAAGAUUUCCUCAGCUUUAUUUUAUGGCAGCAGUCCACUGGACUGUGUUGCAUGUGCUUGCCCUCAGAGAAUGCUCUAACCUGCAAAAUUUCAACUUGGGUUCUGAAGAAUGGGGGCAUUUCCAAAGGAAAUGAUAGAUCUGUCUGCUUGCAUGCAGACAAAACAAAGUGUAAAUACAGUGGGAUGCAAUAGAAACAGUACUGUUGCAUUUCAAGAUGUGUUGCUGGUGGAGCAGAGCAAGUAAAUACGAAAAGAAACAAUUCAUGCUAAUAAACAGACCGAAGUUUAUGCUGCGGCUUCAGAAUGAUGGAGACAACCAGUUUUGCUGAGACAGAUCUUCAAGUGAUUUCAGACCUCCUUGAGAGUAUCUACUUUUCUAACUCACAUUUUUUAAUUAACACUUUUAGAAGCUGUUUGAACAUCAUGCAGGUUAUGCCUGCCUUUGUCUUGUGAAAAUGUUCAGCACAUAGUUUCGCACUGCAGUCCUUUCAGCAGAGAGAGAUACACUCCCACUCUGGGCAUUAUGCGUGGUGCAUGAAAACAGGCUUCUCAGCAGCUUCCAAGUACUUAGUGAAACAGUGUUGGAUUUAACAAAAGAUAAUAAAAACUGUGAGCUGUGACUAUUGAUCUGGAUGAUACUGCUUUUGUGCUGUUGAAGUCUGAGGUGUUUGCUUUGUGGCUGGGGAGAGUGGACCGCUCUUUUCUGGUAUGUAGAAGCUUCAGGCUGCUUAACUGAAAUAUUUUGUCAUUUUGGCCUACUGAAUUAAUUGGUUUACAUCAAUAAAAGAAUUCCAGAAAAAUAAAUACUAUUUUAAUAAACCCAGAGCCUUACAAAUUAUCCCCACCUGUUUUAAUGCACUUAAGUUCUUCAUGGAGCUGGUAGUAUUUGUGCCUUCAUUAAAAAUGGGUGAAAAAGAAAACUGAAUUAAUCAUGUCUUGACUUGUAGAAACAACAAUUUAGUAGACACUAGAAGGUAAUGAGGAAACUUUCAGUUACCAUUUUUGUUUGAUUCAUUACCAAGAGGAGAAAGCCUUUCAGAAGUCUAAUUUGCCUUUUAUUGAGUCAAAUAUUGUAGAAAUACUAGGGAACGUUUUCAAAAUGUCCCUGGACUCCAGCAUGUUGUAACUCUGGCUGGAAGUUGCCUGGACAUGUGUGCUAUAGUAGUUUACUGUCUUGAGAAUUUUAAGAGAUUUGUGGACAUCUGGGAGAGGUGAUUAAAUGUUGGGUAUGUACUCAGACUUCUGAGUCAUCCUGAUCACUAUCACUUGGAAGUUCUGUACUGAGCAAUGGUAAAAUUAAGUACUUUAUUAAGAAAAAAGAAGCCACAAAAACAAACCAGCCAACCCAAAAGCCCCAAACCAAAACAAAAAGACAGCCACAAAAAAAUCCAAGCAAACAAAGUAAUUAAUGUUUGUCAGGAUAGCAAAACUAACAUGUUCAAACAAACUGCUGAAUUAUUUGUAUGUGCAGCAACCGCAUCUUUUCAAAGAGAAUCAAGAGUCCUUGUGUGUUCCUAAUUCUGCUUGUUAAUUGAUACAAAAUUGUGUAACAUCAGUUAUUUUUGUAAGUCCACAGUCAUUAAACAUAUAGGUAACAAAGAUGAAGAUGGUCUGUGUUUUGUUUUAAGUCUACUGCAUGAAAGUCUUGUUUCAUAAAUACUAUAAUGGGUAAAGGUCAGGGCUGGACUAUUACUAAACUUCAUUCUUUAUUAAAUUAGGAUGAAGUUCAAGCAUAUGU